AUGCCAAAACGGAUCGGCGAGACCCCGCCAUGGCUCUGCCGCCCAUCACCUGGCGCCCGGAUCUUCUCUGACCCAACGCCGCAAGCACCUCCUUCCCCUUCCAAGCGAACUUCAACCGUUAUUCCUCAAGCCACAGAUUACUACGGCCCCAGAAGACUCAUAGCACAACGUGGUACCGAGAUAUUUGCCGCAAUUGGGAACAAGAUCCGAUGGGCCGAACUAGCUCGAACCCGUGUGCAGUGGGAGGAAGAUGCAACGAAGGGCAGUGAACCUCGUCCCGCGUACAGAACGCUAUCAGUACCUGUCUACUACCCUAUCAGACAGCUCAUCAUCUCUCCUUCCGGCCACUUUCUCGCAAUAUGUACAGACUAUACCGUGCAGGUAGCGGUAGUGCCCGACCACUCCAGACUAUCCGAGCAGGACCAGUCUGCUCUCAAGCUCAAGACAUAUCAGCUCGGUCCAACAACUCAUGUGCUCCCAGGAUCGCCGCUCGCUUCCGUCCUCUGGCAUCCCUUGGCCAAUGCGACCACGUCCACUGACUGUCUGGUGACCGUCACCGCCGAGGCUGCUGUGCGGGUUUGGGAGCUGGAUCGUUCCAACCAAUUCUCCUUCGAGCGCCCCGAAUUGGCGGUGGAUCUUCGCAAGCUGGCCGACGGCGUCUCUUGUGAUCAGGAUUUUGAGCCGUCUUCGUUUGGAAAGAGUAGGGGCUUCUCCGUAGACGAUUUUGACAUGGAGGCUGCCGCGUCCUGUUUCGGGGGUCGAGGCGCAGACGACGAAGAUGCUUGGGCCAGCAUGACGCUCUGGACUGCCAUGAAGAAUGGAGACGUGUAUGCACUCUGCCCACUCCUCCCAUCGAAAUGGCAGCCGACAACCACAACCAUCCCGUCACUGUCCACUUCUGCUGUCUCUCGAAUGGCGACAAUCGUCGCGGAGGACGUGGAUGUCGACGAGCGGAGAGCUGCCGAUCAGCAGUAUGAAUGGGUAUCCGAGAUUGACAGCGACGAACCCCUGCCGUACGAUGAUGCAAGUACAGAAUCCGAGACGCGUCUUCGACCGCUUAACCCGAGCGCAAUACCACGACUUCAAGGGCCCUUCGAGAUUGGUGUGGAUGAGGAGGAUGAUAUCGAAAUCACCGAUAUUGUCGUCUUUCCCCCACGCCUUGAUGGAGACGACUUGUAUUCUGGUGAGGAUGAAGCGGACGAUUUUGGUGCCAGCGGCAUGCCAUACACCACUAUCUUGCUUGCAGGCUCUGAUGGAAAGGUUCGCAUCGCCCUGGACCUUGACGGAGUGUCUGGCCAGUGGCUUCCUAAGAAGGGCCGAAGCACAUUCAGUGUGCCAGUGGCUGAGCCUAAGGAACUGACAACCAUCAACACAGUGGAUUUGGGCUUGGAGCGGUCUUUCGGCUCGUCCGACACCGCAACUCCCUUCGUCUCUUUGACACUCGAUACUGUUCAUCGGUAUACUCUAUUUGCCUCAGUGGAGUGGAAAUUAGUCUCCAUUUCCCUUGAUGAAUGGAUCACGCGAAUGGGUAUGGAAUUAUCUGGCGAGGCUGAACCUGACAGCCGAUUGCAGACACGCUUAGAGACCACUCGCCAGAACCAGGUUGCAUUUGCAGAGACGGUUGUUGAGGCCAAAGAUCGGCUAACAGAGCCCUUGUCAGCUCCAGCAAUCAUUGACGAUGACGAUACGGGAUAUCUCGUCCUCAGUUCAUCAUCCUCGUCCGCAUAUGCCGCAGAGUUUGACCGCGGACAGACUCAUGCGCGAAGCUUGCGCCAUUCAACUAGUUUCGCACCCUCACAAAGCCCUCUUAGGCAGAUCACCAACACCGAUAACCAGGAUUCAGCCUCCUCCACAGAUAUUCCGCCUUCCCGCGCAAUCUAUACUCCUUCUCGCGUCUUCGACAACACCGCUGGCCUUCCCCUCACCCAGCUCAAGCAACGCUUGCCGCCACCACAGAAGCGGAUUCUCACCGAGCAGCCCAUGCGCCUCUCUCCAGCGCUCCUCGAUCUCAUGUCCUCUGCGCACCGUACAGUCAGCAUCCAGACUGCCGAGCUCGAAACCGCGGCCGCGGAACUCUUCCGACGCUGUGAGCGCCUACGUGAGGAGCUGGGUGAACAAGUGAAGCAGAUGAGCGAGCUAGCAGACCGCCUGCAGCAUGUAAGGAAUAGUGGGGAGGAGGAUCUGAGGCCUGGGGAGAAGAAAGUCGACCAGGAAACGAGGAUGGAACGGACUAAAGACAAGCAGCGGGAGUUGAAUAGAAGAUUCGAGGAGGUGAGGCGGAAAGUGGGCAAGGUGGGCGCCGGCAAGCGGGAGCUGAGCUUGAAAGAAAAGGCGUGGGUAGAAGAGAUAGAAGGCAUCGGCGAGCGCGUCGGUGUCGGCCUCGAAAGCGGCGACGAGGGGAAGGAGAGAGCGAAGGAGUCGCUUGCCGCGCGUCACGAAACUGUCAAGGAUCUCGCCCAGCAACUCCUCGCCGAGUCCAAGCGCCUGCAAGACCUCCAGGAGCAGCAGCACGAGGACCAGCUCGCGAGCUCGAAGGCCUCGCUCGUCAGCAGCACCAGUAGCGGCGGAGGCCGCCGGACCUCGGGAUUCCUCGUCAGCUCGCGGCAUCAGAAGGAGCGCAUCGCCGAGGUGAUGGCGUUGGUGGAGCGCGAGGGAGCUGUCAUUGAGGCCGUCACGGGCCGCUUGGAGCGGUUGAAGAUCGAUAGUGGACUGUAA
This is a messenger RNA of Cyphellophora europaea CBS 101466, 2715 nucleotides long. RefSeq lists its product as uncharacterized. The transcript is spliced from 2 exons. Gene Ontology annotation, biological process: mRNA export from nucleus; ribosomal large subunit export from nucleus; ribosomal small subunit export from nucleus. Lineage: Eukaryota; Fungi; Ascomycota; Eurotiomycetes; Chaetothyriales; Cyphellophoraceae. Gene Ontology annotation, molecular function: structural constituent of nuclear pore. Bases 1 to 2715 code for a protein of 904 amino acids. The record is from RefSeq and is a predicted model, not a curated record. Gene Ontology annotation, cellular component: nuclear pore.